Messenger RNA from Closterium sp. Naga37s-1, 543 nucleotides. The record is from the annotation of a GenBank genome assembly. Lineage: Eukaryota; Viridiplantae; Streptophyta; Zygnematophyceae; Desmidiales; Closteriaceae.
AUGGGAGUCGGGCAAAUGCGGGUCAGGGAAAUGGGGUUCCAACGGGUGGGUGUCAGUCCUACUCCUCCACUUCCGCACUCCCUUCCCGCAGCUCAACAGUUAUUUCCACUCUCUGCUGCUCCCGCCCUCCCUCCCAUCCCUGCAGGUCGCGACACCAUCAUUCUCGUCAACACUCAAUCCUACUCCGCCGCCCCUACUUCCCGGCCAGGCUUCCACGUGUCACAGGGGGAGAUCCAGGCGGACACGCAGAGGAAGAAGGACGCCGGGUACAAGCUGCUGGAGAAAUACAAGGCGCAGUGCGAGGGACGCCAGCUGCUGUGUGAGACACGUGUGAUGAUCGGCGAUGCCAGGCUGUCGAUAUCCGAGGCAGCGGAGCAGGCCAAGGCAGAUGCGGUGGUGGUGGGCAGCCGGGGACACGGCGCUCUCAAGAGGCUGGUGCUGGGCAGUGUGAGUGAGUACUGCGCCCACCAUUGCCCCAUGCCAGUGAUCAUAGUGCGACCCAACAAGAUAGGCCAGCCCGACCCUGCCGUGCCAAUGGACUGA